AUGCCUGUCGUACUGAAUGUCGGGGGAACGAAGUUCUUUACCUCACUCGAGACAGUGAAGAAGAACUUGGGUCCUCGAGAUAAAAGCAUCUUCGCAAAUAUGAAUGUUGUGGAAGGCAAGGAAAUUUUCAUCGAUAGGGAUCCUACGCACUUUAGAUAUAUCCUAAAUUAUCUCCGUGAUGGUUACGUGAGAGUUGAUGGAAACGCAGCUAUCCGUGCUCAGCUAAAGCGCGAAGCUCAGGUUGGUGUCGGAGUUUCAACGCAUGCCUGUUGUAUUGAAUGUUGGCGGGGAGAAGUUCUAUACUUCACUCGAGCAAUGAUGAAGAACCCGGGUCCUCGAGACAGAAGCAUGCUUACGGAGAUGGAUUUCAUGGAAGGCGAGGAGGUUUUCAUCGAUAGGGACCCUACUCAUUUCAACUAUAUUUUGAAUUAUCUUCGAGAUGGUGUCGUGAGUGUAAAUGGAAGUGGAAAUAUCCGUGCUCAGCUAAAGCGCGAAGCUCAGUUUUAUGGACUCGAGAGCCUUGUGCAGCACAUCGAGGGUCAGUCUCAGCCCACGACUGUGGAGACUCUCCCACCCGAAGUUUUCGGGAACCUUACGCCUGGUCCGUACUUCGCGAUACCCAUUCCUAGAAAUCAUGAUCGUAACGUUUAA
Molecule: messenger RNA, 651 nt
Organism: Cylicocyclus nassatus
Lineage: Eukaryota; Metazoa; Nematoda; Chromadorea; Rhabditida; Strongylidae
Source: the annotation of a GenBank genome assembly